CCUCGGGGGGCCCAGGCGCCCGUCCGCGGACCCCGGGCGCUUCCCCAGCAGCUCCCGGGACCGUCGCCGCCACUCGGGGGGCCCGGCGGCCGCAGGGACAACCCAACGCCGGGGCUCCGGCCCGGGAGCUGCUGCAGCAUAGGCGCCCGGAGCCGCAGGUGGUUUGACAGUUACCAGACUAUGUUUACCCUGCUGGUUCUGCUCAGCCAACUGCCCCCAGCUAGCUUCGCGUUUCCUCAUUGCACAAGAAGUCCCAAGGAGUCCAGGCAUGCGGGAGAAGAAGUCUUCACAGCAAAAGAAGAAGCAAACCUUUUCAUACAUAGACACCUGCUAUAUAAUAGAUUUGAUUUGGAGCUCUUCACGCCCGGUGACCUAGAAAGAGAGUGCGAAGAAGAACUUUGCAAUUAUGAAGAAGCCAGAGAGAUUUUUGUGGAUGAAGAUAAAACGAUGGCAUUCUGGCAGAAAUAUUCCAUCAAAGGACCAACCACAAAAUCAGAUGCCAACAGAGAGAAAAUUGAUGUCAUGGGCCUUCUGACUGGAUUAAUUGCUGCUGGAGUAUUUUUGGUUAUUUUUGGAUUACUUGGUUACUAUCUUUGUAUCACCAAGUGUAACAGGCAACAAUAUCCCAGUUCUUCAGCUACCUAUGUAAGAAGGCACACUCCCUCCAUCAUUUUCAGAAGACCUGAGGAGGCUGCCUUGAAUCCAUCACCACUUUCAGUGGAGGACACGGGAUUACCCUCCUAUGAACAGGCAAUGGCACUCACCAGAAAACACAAUGUUUCCCCGCCACCACCAUACCCUGGGCCAGCAAAAGAGUUUAGAGUGUUUAAAAAGUCUAUGUCACUCCCAUCUCACUAGGCCCACCAUGGUGGUAUGGGAGAUUCAUGUUAUUUGAAUGGUUCAUUUUUCCAUGAACCACAGAGACAUGUCAUUUCAGCCAUUUAUGACAAACUGCAAGGAGUGAAGAAAGAAUAAGCACCACAGCAGUUCUGUUGGUAUGUAUCUUGGAUCUGAACUUGAUCAUUAUCAGCUUGAUAAGAAACUUUACCCUUGCAGUAAAGAAGAGACCACUUUUUUGUUUAUUUUAAUGGUGCAGAAAAUCUGUGUUACAGAUGCCAUAGCUAGAACUGGUGAACUAUCUUUUGUACAAAUAAAGGUUGCAGAUUUCUCGUGUUGAAUAUAAAAAAAGAAUUUCUGAUCAUCAGAUUAUCCAAGGUCAGGAUAGUGGACCCACUCUUUAUUUCUUUUUGAUUGGAAAUACUUCACAAAAUUGGACACUUCAAUAUAAACUGGUGGCCUUAAUAUAAUCACUUGGUUUUACAUUUUAAAUUAUUGCAUAGCAUUCACCACAUUUUGUAGGUUUUAGUUGUUAACAAUUACUAUCACUCAUGUUUUGUUAUGGAGUGGAGUAAGUAAUUUUUAAAAAUCACUUGAUGCAGAGUUAGGUCUUCAGAAGGUACAGAGUUGCAAUGGCAAGGAUUUGCAAGGGUUGUUAUACUAUCAAAUACAUAGUCUUCAAAUCUAGGAGUGACUAGAACUUGAUAAAGUUGCCCAUGCUACUGAUGAGUAGACACAUCCUUUGUCAUUGCUAAAUUAUCUAUAUAUAACUACAUGUAAUUCUUUAUCUUGAAACUCUGUUGAUGUUUAUAAAUAAUAGUUCAAGAACCUAGAAAAAAUUAGUUUACUUUUCUGCUAUUAAAAUAAUACUAACUAAAGUUAUCAGCAACACAAAACACCAUAAGUAAUAAUUUGAACGUAUACUUUGUCUCUUCUUCUAAUUGUAUAUAUGACCAGUCCUCCUUAACAAUGUAAUAGAAUAUAAGCUAUAAACCUCUGGAGUGAGUAUGUUUGCACACAUUUAUGUGAAUGGGUGUGGAUGUGGAUGUGGAUUUGUUUUCUCUUUGCAGGAACUCAAGAAAUAACAUAUGCCUGAGAAAUAAGAGAAAAUUCUGUUCUUUUUGUUUUGAUAGGCAUUAUAUUUUCCUAUUAUUUAAGACCGUUUGUAAAAUUGUAUUUUCUUUUAUAAUUUUUACGGAAGUGAGACUAAAACCCACACGUAUUUGGUAAUUCUUUCCAAUUAAAUGUUUAGAAAGCAUAA
This is a messenger RNA of Canis lupus familiaris (dog), 2098 nucleotides long. It is a transcript of the gene PRRG4, whose product is annotated as proline rich and Gla domain 4. The record is from RefSeq and is a predicted model, not a curated record. Lineage: Eukaryota; Metazoa; Chordata; Mammalia; Carnivora; Canidae. The transcript is spliced from 6 exons. Gene Ontology annotation, molecular function: calcium ion binding. Gene Ontology annotation, cellular component: extracellular region. Bases 181 to 858 code for a protein of 225 amino acids.